Molecule: messenger RNA, 3976 nt
Organism: Brassica napus (rape)
Lineage: Eukaryota; Viridiplantae; Streptophyta; Magnoliopsida; Brassicales; Brassicaceae
Product: kinesin-like protein KIN-4A
Exons: 22
Coding region: 384-3587 (1067 amino acids)
Biological process (GO): mitotic spindle organization; microtubule-based movement
Molecular function (GO): microtubule binding; microtubule motor activity; ATP binding
Source: RefSeq, a predicted model, not a curated record
UAAUUUCUCCACACAACUUUUUUUUGUCAGAAAACUCAUUCUCUCCUCUACACUGAAAGAAAGAGAAAGACAUUGGAGAAGGGUUAAAACGGGAAAGAGUGAAAGUAAAGUCACGUCGGUCCGUUUUGGUCUUGAGAGAGACAGUAAGUGAAGGAGUGAAGCCUAAGGGAAGAUAAAGAGAAUAAGGUUGUUGUCGUUGCAGUUAAGCUCUCUCCUCUCGCCAAAUCUUUUCUAUAUUCCAUUUCUACCCCUCGUCUCUUUCUCUCCAAAACACACAUCAUCUAACCAACACUUGUCUGCUGCAAACUCUCAAACCUUUCUGCUUCUUCACUCUCUCUUCUUUCUUGAUUUCAAGAUCACUCCCUUCUUCCUUUCUUUCAUCAAUGGAGUCUGAUGAUUGCUCUGUUAAGGUUGCUGUUCACAUCAGACCGCUCAUCGGCGAUGAACGGCUUCAAGGUUGUAAAGAUUGUGUCACUGUCGUUUCUGGUAAACCACAGGUACAAAUUGGAUCACAUUCUUUUACUUUUGAUCAUGUAUAUGGAAGCACUGGUACUCCAUCUACUGAAAUGUAUCAAGAAUGUGCUGCACCGCUAGUUGAUGGUUUAUUCCAAGGCUACAACGCUACGGUUCUUGCCUAUGGACAGACUGGUUCAGGUAAAACAUACACAAUGGGUACUGGCUGUGGAGACACCAGCCAAACAGGAAUCGUACCUCAAGUUAUGAACGCUCUCUUCACCAAGAUUGAGACUCUCAAGGAUCAGAUCGAGUUUCAAAUCCAUGUUUCUUUCAUCGAGAUUCAUAAAGAAGAGGUGCAAGAUUUGUUGGAUCCUUCUACUGUUAACAAAUCGGAUACUAAUGGUAAUGGCAAGGUAGCACAUGUCCCUGGGAAGCCACCAAUACAGAUCAGAGAAUCAUCAAAUGGUGUCAUCACAUUAGCAGGAUCCACGGAAGUAAGUGUCAGUACUCUCAAAGAGAUGGCUGCUUGCCUUGACCAAGGCUCAGUCAGCAGAGCAACCGGUAGUACCAACAUGAACAAUCAGUCCAGUCGUUCACAUGCCAUUUUCACUAUCACUGUGGAGCAAAUGCGCAAGAUUACCACAGAUUCUCCAGAAAAUGGCACUUGCAAUGGGAGCUUGAAAGAAGAGUAUCUAUGUGCCAAGCUGCACUUAGUAGACCUUGCUGGUUCAGAACGAGCCAAAAGAACUGGCUCUGACGGUAUGAGAUUUAAAGAAGGAGUUCACAUAAACAAAGGCCUCCUUGCGCUAGGCAAUGUAAUCAGUGCGCUUGGAGAUGAGAAAAAGCGUAAAGACGGUGCUCAUGUUCCUUACAGAGACAGUAAACUUACACGGCUUUUGCAGGAUUCUCUUGGUGGCAACAGCAGAACUGUGAUGAUAGCUUGCAUCAGUCCUGCAGAUAUAAAUGCUGAGGAAACACUUAACACACUCAAAUAUGCAAACCGUGCUCGGAACAUCCGGAACAAACCUAUUGUUAAUAGAGAUCCUGUGUCAAGUGAGAUGAUAAAGAUGCGCCAACAGCUAGAAUACUUACAGGCAGAGCUCUCCUUACGAAAUGGAGGGACCUCAUGUGCAGAACUCCAGGCUCUCAAGGAAAGGAUUGCUAGUCUUGAAACUACUAAUGAAGACCUUUGCCGUGAACUCCAUCAGUACAGAAGCAGAUAUGCUGGUGUAGAGCAUUCUGAAAAAGACUUUAAAGACAUACAAGCUGAUGAAAUCGUCGGUUCUGUAAGACCUGAUGGGCUGAAAAGGAGCUUGCACAGUAUAGAGUCAUCUAACUAUCCCAUGGUUGAAGCCACAAUAGGUGAUUCAAGGGAAAUAGAUGAAGAGGCAAAGGAGUGGGAGCACAAACUCUUGCAGAACAGUAUGGACAAAGAGUUGCAUGAACUGAACCGUCGUCUGGAGGAAAAAGAGUCUGAGAUGAAGCUGUUUGACGGCUAUGAUCCGGCUGCGCUAAAGCAACAUUUUGGGAAGAAAAUUGCAGAGGUGGAGGAUGAAAAGAGAGCUGUUCAGGAAGAGAGAAACCGUUUGUUGGCUGAGAUUGAGAACCUUGCUUCUGAUGGUCAAGCGCAGAAGCUGCAAGAUGUGCAUGCUCAGAAUCUGAAAUCACUAGAAGCACAGAUUCAAGACCUUAAAAAAAAGCAAGAGAGCCAAGUUCAGCUGCUGAAGCAGAAACAAAAGAGUGAUGAUGCAGCUAGGAGAUUACAGGAAGAGAUUCAAUCCAUCAAGGCACAAAAGGUGCAGCUGCAGCACAGAAUGAAACAAGAAGCAGAACAGUUUAGACAGUGGAAAGCCUCCAGGGAGAAGGAACUUUUGCAGUUGCGGAAAGAAGGCAGAAAGAGCGAGUAUGAAAGGCAUAAGCUACAAGCUUUGAAUCAGCGCCAGAAAAUGGUUCUUCAGAGGAAGACAGAAGAGGCUGCAAUGGCUACCAAGAGGUUAAAAGAGUUGUUAGAAGCUCGAAAAUGUUCUCCUCGUGAACACUCAGGUGGUACUAAUGGCUUUGGAACAAAUGGUCAGGUGAGAAUUGACACCAUAGUCCUUUUUUUUUGUUUAUAUCAUUGUGAUUCUUUAGAAAAUCUAAUUCAGUUCAUACUCUUUUACACCAAUGAGAAGGCGUUGCAGCGAUGGCUAGACCAUGAGCUAGAAGUCAUGGUGAAUGUCCAUGAAGUGCGUCAUGAGUACGAGAAACAAAGCCAUGUACGAGCUGCUCUGGCGGAAGAGUUGUCUGUGUUAAGACAAGUAGAUGAGUUUGCAGCGAAAGGCUUAAGUCCUCCGAGAGGAAAGAAUGGCGGCUUCGCUAGGGCAUCAUCGUUGUCACCUACUGCAAGGAUGGCUCGUAUAUCUUCACUAGAGAACAUGCUGGGGAUAUCUUCUAACUCUCUAGUGGCGAUGGCCUCGCAGCUUUCUGAGGCAGAAGAAAGGGAGCGUGCUUUCACAAGCCGUGGCCGGUGGAACCAGCUGAGAUCAAUGGGAGAGGCGAAGAACUUGCUUCAGUACAUGUUCAACUCUCUUGCGGAAACAAGGUGCCAAGUGUGGGAGAAGGAUGUUGAAAUAAAAGAAAUGAAAGAUCAGUUCAAAGAGAUUGUUGGUCUUCUGAGGCAGAGUGAGCUGAGAAGGAAAGAAGCAGAAAAGGAGCUUAAGUUAAGAGAGCAAGAACUUGCAACUUCUUUAGCUUCAUCUCCACUUGGAACCCCACCGAGUUCAGUGAAACAUUUAGCUGAAGGGAUGAACAACACACCUUCUCCAAUGACUGUACCAGCACAGAAGCAGCUCAAGUUUACACCAGGGAUUGCUAACGGGAAAGUGAGAGACUCGGCUGCAUUUAUCAAUGCAAACAAGAAGAUGGUACCAAUAGGACAAGUAUCAAUGAGGAAACUAUCAGCAGUUGGACAACAGAGUGGGAAGCUUUGGAGGUGGAAGAGAAGUCAUCACCAGUGGAUCGUUCAGUUCAAAUGGAAGUGGCAAAAGCCAUGGAGGCUCUCUGAGUGGAUUAGGCACAGCGACGAAACACUUCUCAAAGCAAAACCAAGACACAAGGCUCUCCCUAAUAAGAUCACUAAUAAGAUCAUGUGAUCAAGUAACAACUCUAUCUACUACCUAUGAGUAUUGAGACUUUUUAUGGAAAGGUUCAUACGACUGGGUGCAGAGACUGGACUUGGCGUGUGUGUGAAGAAAACUCUUUAACGUUGUGUGUGAUAUUGCGUGUGUGUACCGUAUUAAGGAAAAGCACCAGGACAAGAGGGUGGGUGUGUUAGGUAACAGAUAGAAGACGGCUUUUUUUAGGAGUUUUUAUUUCAUGUUCAUAGAAUUGACAUCUUAUACAUCAUUAAAAAAAAGCUCAUUGAGGAAAUAAAACCUCAUAUCUUCAAGUUUGCAGAUAUUAUUUGUAUGAAGAAGACUUUUGCCAGUUUAUUUGUUCUUUUGGUUUUGUUGUAAAUGAUAAAAAUAUAUUGUUCACUUCA